Messenger RNA from Candidula unifasciata, 747 nucleotides. Lineage: Eukaryota; Metazoa; Mollusca; Gastropoda; Stylommatophora; Geomitridae. The record is from the annotation of a GenBank genome assembly.
ACUUCAUUCUUCAGCUGGUAUGUGAAGCCGACUUGUGCUCAACAUGACCACAUUGGCAGGACCAUCAGAGACGAAGUCUGGGUCAACCCUGUAGUGUUUCUGGAGUCUGAGAGCACAUACACUGACAAAUGGAAUCGUAGCUUCAAUUUUGUCUUUGCCAGGGAUGAUUUGAUUGCCAGAACGACACAUGGACUGGGGUACCCUGAGGAACUCAAGAAGUUUGAAGCCAUGAUUGAGGACCGAGCAACCACCAUGUUGUAUUAUGCCAUGGUAGGAAAUCAUACUGAAGAGAGAACUGUGGUGGCUCGGCUGUGUGCAGGGCCCCUGCUGAGCGCUAUGGUGGACGAGUGUGAGAAGGUCAUGAAGGGAAAGGGGAAUGCCUACAAAUUAUGUCUGUACUCAUCUCACGACUCAACCAUGUCUGGUCUCCUGGAAGUACUUGGUAUCUGGGACAACAAAUGGCCGCCAUUUGCGGCAGACGUCCGGCUUGAACUCUACAAGGAGGUCAACGGUUCAGAGUUCUAUGUCAAGGUUCUUUAUUGUGGCAACGUUUGCCGGAUUCGUGGUCAGAAUUCUGAACUGCUGCCCUGGUCAGAAUUUGUGAAGGCGGUCAGAAACUACCUCAUCCGUGAAGACGAGUACUGGGAAAUGUGUGCCUGUGAUGUGGUUGAGCGAUUUGCUAAAGACUUGCUGAAACAUGUGGAGGGAGAGGUGGUCAGACCGUUAGAAGUUCCUGCUGGGAUGUAG